AUGAAGGUCGAAUUUGCAGCUGCAGCAGCAAUCGCCGCUACUGGCGUCGUUGCUCAAUCCUCGUCUGCCCCUGUCACCUCUGCUGCUGUCAGCACUUCGACCGCAUCACCAGUCUACGUUACGUUGACAAUCGAUGAUUGCGAUACUACUGCUCCUCCAGCAAUGGUGACAGUCACCAACGGAGUCACGCUUACCUACUGUCCAAAGUGCGAAGAGGCCUCAAAAUCCUCUGCCGCUCAAAUCACUCCUUCAACCACAAUCUGGACAACAACUUAUCUUUCUCUCUGCACGACGGGUACAUCUCACGGUAUGAUCCCUGUGACCUACACCAUCACCGAAUCAUGUACCGAGGCUACCCCCACUUGGACUCACGGCCCAAGCUAUCUUCCUCCAGGCUUCACAACAACCGAAGUCGUCUGCCACCAGUGUGCCGAAACUCCUCAAACUUACACGGUCACUCAACCUUGCGACUGCGAGGCUACUCCUGCCGCUGGCUCACCACCACCUGCAAAUGCCACUCCUACCGGCUCCUCAGGAGGCAACGGCGGCAACGGAGGAAACGGAGGCAAUGGAGGCAAUGGCGGUUCAUCCAGCCCCGCCGGCAAUGGCGGAAACGGCGGUGAUGGAGGAAACGGAGGAAACGGCGGCAACUCAAGCCCCGGAGGAAAUGGAGGCAACGGAGGCAACGGUGGAAAUGGCGGAGAUGGCGGCAACGCCUCACCCAGCUCACCCGGUGGAAGUGGAGGUAACGGAGGAAAUGGCGGAAACGGUGGAAACGGAGGCAACGGAGGUUCUACCCCCAGCUCUGGCUCGGGCGGCAAUGGAGGAAACGGAGGCAAUGGCGGCAACGUGGUCACCCAGAUCAGUGAUGGUCAGAUCCAAGCACCCACUGGCAAGCCCGUCACCCAAAUCUCGGACGGUCAAAUCCAAGCUCCUACUGGCGGCGCCGGUCGUCCUGAAGGUCCUGCCACCACUCCUGCUGCUGGUAACAACGGCUCGACCACCGUCACCAAGUCUUGUCCCGGCCCUCAAUGCAAACUCUCAACCACCGCAUCACCCAGCGGUACCGCACCUGCUUCUACCAGCCCAGUCUCAUUCACUGGUGCUGCUUCAAGCUUCAGCGUUGGUGGCAUCUUUGCAUCUCUCGUCGCUGUUGCAGCUGCUGGAUUUGCCGUACUUCUGUAA
Messenger RNA from Aureobasidium pullulans EXF-150, 1185 nucleotides. RefSeq lists its product as uncharacterized. NCBI's taxonomy places the organism in Eukaryota, Fungi, Ascomycota, Dothideomycetes, Dothideales, Saccotheciaceae. Gene Ontology annotation, molecular function: structural constituent of cell wall. The transcript has a single exon. The record is from RefSeq and is a predicted model, not a curated record. Gene Ontology annotation, cellular component: cell wall. Bases 1 to 1185 code for a protein of 394 amino acids.